AUGCUUUCUAUGGCCAACAAGGAUGCUCAAGAGACCAUUCGAGCUUUAUUGGCUAAGCAAGGAAAGAAGGGUCAUCAUCAUCACCGUCAUAAACAUCAGGAUGAUAGUUCAGAUUCUUUGGAUUCAGAUGAUAAAGAGGAUAAGAAGAAACGGAAAUUUGCCUUUAUAUCAAAAGCGGUACCAGUAUCCGACUCUGAAAAAAUCUUUACAGAGGGUGCUACAAAAUACGCCGCUGACGUCAAAGGUUAUGAAUCUAAUAUUGCUUUGGCAGUUAGAGAAUUUAAAAGGGCUGGGAAGCCAGCUCACUUUCCAGAGGUUUUAUCUAAAGAACUAUUGCUGGGACAAUUCAUUGAUGUUUGUCAAAUCAAAGGAGAACUCUUUAACAAGAAAAAAGGAGACUUUUCUUAUUCAACAACUGGAAAAGAAAAAGGAUUGGAAGUUUCAAAACAUCUCACCCUCGAAAUCGACGAUUUGGCUGAAUGGCAGCAUUAUUUUUCAAUUCUUAAAAAAGCAAUUGAAAUGGGUUUUCCGGAUUGUAGAAAACAAAUUUCGGACUAUUCAGAGUACAUCAAUUCGCAAUUUUGGUUGGGUCCUAUUCAAGCCAAUUGGAAGAACAUCACCGACUACAAUGCAGCUUUCAGAUCUCAAGUGGCGGAUAGGAGAUAUGUAUGUUUUUCGGAUUGGGAUCAUAAGGAUUUUGAUGUCCUUAAGACUCAAUACUUUGGUAGUAGUUAUUUCAACACUGCUCCUAAUCUUGCUCAAUCUGGUUCUUCUUUUUCAAGACCUUUGUUUCAAGCUCCUUUUUGUCAAAAAGGUGGUUUUCAGCAAGGUCCUGUAUCAAAACCAUAUAGUGGUCCAUCUAGUGGAGUUAUUCCUUCUGGUAGUGCUCCUAAUUAUGUUGCGGAUUUUAAACAUAAGGGGAUUCAUAAAAUUACGAGCUCGAAAGAUGUGGGAAAGAUGGCAGAGGAAUAUUGUUUUGCGUUUAAUAGCAAAAGAGACUGUCCCCUUGGUGAUAGCUGCCCCCGCUUACAUUUUUGUGUUGUUAUUUGCAGAAUGUCCGGGGAUGUGGUAAAAAACACCGCGGAUGCCAUCACACCUGAAGAAUAUACGUCGGAGAAGUUCCUCCGAGGUUAUCAAUGGGAUGGGACUUCUCCUUUAGGUUUUUUGGUGGCAAUUGAAUCGAGCAGAUACACCGAGCCUUUUCCAGAUGACCCUUCUCUGGAAGACAAUGAGGACGCAAGAUAUGCUUUGAAGCAAUAUCAUUAUCUAUUUAAAAUCUCUACUCCAUUUAAGAUUGACAAGAUGGAGCAAUUAUUGAAACAUCAUCCGAAUCCAGCUUUUGUGAAAUCAGUGCUGAAAGGUUUAAAGGACGGAUUUUGGCCUUCCUCGUUGAAACCAGAUUCAGAAAUAAUUGACGUCCCUAAUCACAAAACUUGUUUCGAUAAUCAAAAAUUGCUGGAAGAUCAAUGUGAAGAAGAAAUUCAAAAAGGAAGGUAUUCAGAAGAAUUUUCAACUUUGAUCCCAGGCAUGAAAGUUAUUCCGUUGUUGAUGACAUCUAAGAAAUAUUCAGCUAAAAUGAGAGUUUGUUCAAACAUGAGUGCAGGAAAUCCUUCGCCUAAUGAUUUGAUUGAUAAAGACAGAAUUAAGGUAUCUUAUGAUUCAUUGAAAUCGUGGAUUCCGUUUUUAAUCGAAUUAAAGAAGAGAUAUGGUGAGGUUACCAUUUUCAAAUCCGACGUCGAAGGCGCUUUCAGGACCUUGUCGGCGCAUUUACAAUAUUUGAUUGGGGCUAAGUGGGCCCAAUUUGAUCUCCUCAAAGGUUGGAACCUUCCCACUACUGACCACGUCAUAAGGAAGAUUGCUUGGGCCGAAACCGUCGCAAUACAUUUAGGCAUGUUGAUGAUCAGCGUCUUGCAAGAGGUUGGUGGGAAACGUUUCUUGGUGCUUACAGACAAUACUACCUCACAAUUGGCGGUUGAGAAGAAGCGCUCUGGUGAUCGAGCUGUGAACAUGGAGUGGAAAGCUAUACAGCGACUGCUGGUAUCGCUACAUGCAGAUAUGGUUGCCCACAGGGUGAAGUCCGGUGAUAACUUGGCGGAUCUGUUGUCGAGAGGUCGAGAUUUGAGGGAUGUUGACGAUCAAGUAAUGAUCGAGAUGCCGAUUGACUUGAGGCAGUUUGUGAAACAGGUGGUACUUGUUAAGAAGACGUAA
Messenger RNA from Melampsora larici-populina 98AG31, 2208 nucleotides. RefSeq lists its product as uncharacterized. Bases 1 to 2208 code for a protein of 735 amino acids. The record is from RefSeq and is a predicted model, not a curated record. Gene Ontology annotation, molecular function: metal ion binding. Lineage: Eukaryota; Fungi; Basidiomycota; Pucciniomycetes; Pucciniales; Melampsoraceae. The transcript has 2 exons.